Boeremia exigua is the source of this 1674-nucleotide messenger RNA. RefSeq names its product major facilitator superfamily domain-containing protein. The record is from RefSeq and is a predicted model, not a curated record. Gene Ontology annotation, molecular function: sulfate transmembrane transporter activity. The transcript has 5 exons. Gene Ontology annotation, cellular component: membrane. Gene Ontology annotation, biological process: transmembrane transport. Lineage: Eukaryota; Fungi; Ascomycota; Dothideomycetes; Pleosporales; Didymellaceae. Bases 1 to 1674 code for a protein of 557 amino acids.
AUGGCGAGUAACUUGACUACUGCGCUCAACAAUACUACGGGACUUCCUGUCGCCGGCAAGCUAGAGACUGACAGCCCCUCGAGUGUCGCCUCUAGCCAGACAAACCUCGGCCAGGCUGGUACUGGCAAGCGAGGAACAACUUGGGCUGCGAGUGGGCUGAAACAAAGUCACUACCGGCCAGUCGAUUCAUACGAAGGUCUUCAUCGUUAUGAUCCCGACUUCGAGUGGGAGCCUGAGGAGGAAAGACGGGUGAUUCGAAAGAUCGACAAGCGCAUCUGCACUUUUGUGUGUCUAAUGUUCUUUGCGCUUCAACUAGACAGAGGCAACAUCAGCCAAGCACUGUCGGACAAUCUUCUGGACGAUCUCGGCAUGAGUACUAACGAGUACAACUAUGGUCAAACAAUCUUCUUUGUCUGCUUUCUCUGCGCCGAGCUACCCUCGCAGUUGAUUUCCAAGAAGAUUGGGCCAGACAAUUGGAUUCCGAUUCAAAUGGUAUCGUGGAGUCUCGUUGCUAGUAUGCAGGCCUUUUUGAGCGGCAGGAGCUCCUUCUAUGCUUGCCGUGCUCUUCUCGGCCUGAUUGAAGGUGGUUUCAUCCCUGACAAUAUUCUAUACUUAAGCUACUUCUACACUGGCUUCGAACUUCCUGCUCGUCUCAGCUGGUUCUGGGUGUCUUAUCAGUCCACUCAGAUCAUAUCGGCAUUCCUCGCAUUUGGUAUCUUGCGCCUCGGUGGCCGCAAUGGUAUGGAAGGAUGGAGAUGGUUGUUUGCGCUCGAAGGAAUGCUAACAGGACUGAUCGGUGUUGCGGCCUGGUUUUAUUUGCCUCCAUCACCUACACAGUCUGCAACAACAAGCAAACUUAACCCCUUUCGCGGCGAGGAAGGUUGGUUCGAUGAGCGAGAGGAGAAAAUUAUGGUCAACCGGGUCCUCCGAGAUGACCCCUCUAAAGGCGACAUGCACAAUCGUCAAGGUCUCUCUCUACCUAUGCUAUGGGAGUGCCUCAAGGACUAUCACAUGUGGCCGAUAUAUCUGAUUGGACUUUCCUGGAGUAUCCCAUUCGCCCCAGUCCAAUCUUACCUUACCCUCCAAUUGCGGUCACUUGGGUUCGGGACAUUCGAUACCAACCUACUCACUAUUCCAGCUUAUGUCAUCUUCAUCAUCCAGCUCUUGUUCUGGACUUGGGUGUCCGAAAAGGUCAAUGAUCGCUUUCUUGUCGGCCUCGUCUCACAGAUCUGGGCCCUUCCUCUGCUUAUCGCACUGGAGUGCGUGUCGUCGAACACUUCACCAUGGGCCCGCUGGGUUCUGGCUAUUCUAGUGGUUGGACAUCCCUACGUCCAUGCUAUUCUUGUUGCCAUCACCUCCCGCAAUGCGGGCACGGUCCGAACGCGCACUGUUGCCUCUGCAUUGUACAAUAUGACAGUACAGGCAAGUAGCAUCAUCAGCCAAAAUAUCUACCGCACAGACGAUAAACCACUUUAUCGAAGAGGCAACAAAGUACUGAUCGCAAUUUGCGCCUACAACUUUGCACUGUUCAUCGGGGCGAAGAUCUUUUACAUGGCGGUCAAUAAGAAAAGAGAAGGAGUUUGGAACAGUAUGUCGACCGAAGACAAGGAAACGUACCUAAGAACGACUAAGGAUCAGGGAAACAAGCGUCUGGAUUUUAGGUUCGCACAUUGA